UCCCGCCCCCUCGCUCUCCCUCUCUCAGCUGUGUGUACGAGUACCUGCCAUGCGUGCGUGUGUGAGUGGGCGCGUGAGUGUGCCAUGCCGUUGGUUGUCCUAUGCGGAUUUCACGGUUGCUGCCCUCCUCGUGUCUUGCAACUUCACCCGAAAAGGAACAGACCACACGUCCCUUCGGAAUUCCACUGCCGUUCCACGCACCGGACUGAAGCACGGCAUUCUGCUUGUCUGUCAUUCGGGAACAGCCUACCGAUAGUAGCUCCCUUACUCGCUGCAUCUCUGUGCUACGGUUCAGUGCUGCUGAUACCGGUGGUUUAGUACUGUUGGGGGAAUACCGACACUGCAGAGAGAGGGAGAGAGCGGAGAGGAGGAUGGUUCCUGGUGUAGGAGGAGGGAGGUGAUCAUGGCAGAGUGGUGCCUCUGACCCCCUCUCUUAAGAGCGGAGACUACCGCCUCAACUACCUCCCUCCUCCUCCCUUUCAUCCCAACCCCCUUACCCCACCCCCUCUAACAUUGACAUUGACCUUACACCCCUAACGCCCCCCCCCCCAACACGAGUCACCAUGACGACCUCAGCGUUGCGUCGCCAGGUGAAGAAUAUCGUUCACAACUACUCUGAGGCAGAGAUCAAGGUGCGCGAGGCGACGUCCAACGACCCGUGGGGCCCCUCCUCCUCGCUGAUGUCAGAGAUCGCUGACCUCACCUUUAACGUGGUGGCGUUUGCUGAGGUCAUGGGCAUGGUCUGGAAACGCCUCAACGACCACGGGAAGAACUGGAGACACGUCUACAAGGCCCUGACGCUGCUCGACUACUUGAUCAAGACCGGCUCAGAGAGAGUGGCUCAGCAGUGCCGCGAGAACGCAUUCACCAUACAGACGCUGCGGGACUUCCAGUACAUGGACCGGGAUGGCCGGGACCAGGGGGGCAACGUGAGGGAGAAGGCCCGCCAGCUGGUGUCUCUACUCAGGGACGAGGAACGGCUCAGACUGGAGAGGAGCCAGGCGUUGACC
This is a messenger RNA of Oncorhynchus mykiss (rainbow trout), 1010 nucleotides long. The record is from RefSeq and is a predicted model, not a curated record. NCBI's taxonomy places the organism in Eukaryota, Metazoa, Chordata, Actinopteri, Salmoniformes, Salmonidae.